AUGAAGCGCAAGUCUCGCUCCGACGCCGCGUCUCCGCGCUCCAACGGCGCCGCUUCUCGUCCGCCUGCUGACGCUCCACGGGGCCGCGGACGUGCUGCCGUCACCAGAGAGCGCGCGCUCUACUUUGCUACGGGAGAACGUGCCUCUGCGCCCGCCGAGGAGACAGAGUCCUGGCCAGGCUACUAUGCAACCAUGCGGGAGCUCAGAGAUAACCGUUCGGCCGCGCAGGACGCGCGUAAGCGGCGUCAGCCAGUGGAGGAAGUUCUUAAGGUCAAAUGGACACCCAAACACGCCGCCCGCACUUCUGUAUUACGAGCUGACAACGUGGUACUAAGGCUACGGGAUUUGGCGCUCCAAAGUCUGGCGGAACACGUCGAGCAACUGCCAACACUCGAAUACAUCGACGCCACUGCGCGGCACCAAGUGGCCAGAGCUGUCGUGAAGCUCAGACGCCUUAAACCAGAGGUUCUUCCGCUCUUUAUCUUCCCUGGAGUCACGGAGAUUGACAUUCCCGACUGCUCGAAUAUCGACGAAGACACGUUGAUCCGUGCACUAAAAGAUUGCGCUGCGCUUUCGGUCUUAAGACUCGGACUAUGUGGCCGCUGCGUCUCGGACAGUGUGAUCGACGAGCUGGGAGACUCGUUGAAAGCCGUGGAGCAGCUGCAGGUGCAAGGCUGUUAUCGUCUCUCGGACGCGGGGUGUGAAGCUCUAGUGCGACGUUGUGCGCCGUCCUUGGACGCGUUCGAGAUCUCGUGCAACCAGCGGAUCACCAAGAAAUCGGUCGAUUACUUUUGUGAGCUGCAGAAUUUGCAUUCGUUAACGCUGUCCGAGUGUCCGCAGAUCGGAGAUUCCUGCUUGGAGGCGCUGAAAUCCAUGAAAAAUCUGCGCAAAUUGCAACUAAAUCAGAUGGAGAAGCUCACCGACGAGGUCAUCGUCUCGUUGGCGCAAAGUUUACCGAAUCUGGAAGAAAUCUCAGUGGCACGAUGCUCGCAACUGACAAAUGUUGCCGUAAAGGGAGUUUUGGAGGCUUGUCGCGGCUUAAAGGUUCUGGAUGUAUCGGACUUGCACCUCAUCACUGACGAGUGCUUUGAGCCUGUUCGUCAACAUGGCCACGCUCUGCGUCGUGUGUCCAUACGUUGUUGCUUCGAGUUGACUGACGCUGCAGUCCAACAUAUCGCCUUUGGAGCCAAGUCGUUCCUUGAAACAUUCGAGAUGUCCAGCGUCUCGCAAGCUACGGACGUAGCGAUGACGGCGCUGCUCGAGCACUGCGCUGCGAGUUUGACGACGCUCGACAUUUCGUUCUGUCGGCAAAUCGCCGAGGACGCUCUGGGAAUCUUGGCUGACGGCACGGAGAAUCUCCGUUCUUUGGUGCUUUGGGGCUGCACUCAGGUGACAGCUCGCUUCCUCACUUGCCACUCCCAAGAUGAGCUCAUCGUCACCGGACACCCCCUUUUAACGGGCCUCUCUAUUCGGUACUAG
Messenger RNA from Phytophthora infestans T30-4, 1479 nucleotides. RefSeq lists its product as uncharacterized. The coding region runs from base 1 to 1479 and encodes 492 amino acids. Gene Ontology annotation, biological process: SCF-dependent proteasomal ubiquitin-dependent protein catabolic process. Gene Ontology annotation, cellular component: SCF ubiquitin ligase complex. The transcript has 4 exons. NCBI's taxonomy places the organism in Eukaryota, Oomycota, Peronosporomycetes, Peronosporales, Peronosporaceae. The record is from RefSeq and is a predicted model, not a curated record.